GAUCCUUUAUGCUGGAAGCAUUGAGGUCGAACACCAACCACGCAGACACAGCGACUGCUGUGACCUGUCGCCCAAUUAUUGCGGUUAUUCCUGCGUUGGUGGACGCACUUGCUGUUUUCCGGAGGUAGUUAUCAGUCUGUGAAGGUGCCUACAGGCUGCAAAGAUUCGGAGCUGUUGAUCUGAUGAGGGAACUCUCCUCUAUAACGCAACGCCUUAAGCUCAAAAUCUUAACGAUUCGACACCAAAUCCCAGCACGAUAUGCUCUCAUUCUUGUUGCUGGUCUGCUCCUCUGGUGCUUUUACAUCUGGACACCCCCAGAACAUCCUGUGUCUGUCAUGCCGCUGCCUCAUGCUGCGAACCAUACGACACCGAGAGAAUGGAGUAGGCGAGCAGAAAUGGUCAAGAAAGCCUUUCUGCACGCGUAUGGAGGAUAUGAGGAGUAUGCGAGUCCUCAUGACGAGCUGAAACCAGUGUGGAAUACUAGCGUUGACAACUUCAACGGGUGGGGAGUCUCUAUUGUGGACUCUCUAGAUACUAUGCUCCUUAUGGGGCUAGAAGACGAGUUCAAUCGCGCACUUCCUAUCAUAGAGAAGAUCGACUUCGUUCUUCGAAAGCAAGUGAGCCCAGGAAUAUUCAGCAGUACCCUCGACAUGUAUGCGCCCUUCUUUGAGACAGUCAUUCGUUACCUUGGAGGUCUACUCUCCGCUUACGCUCUUUCGAACGAACCGAUACUUCUUCAGAAGGCCGAUGAGCUCGCGACGAAGCUGGCUCCGGUCUUCAACACGCCUACAGGGUUGCCUGUAUUUGGCGUGAAUACUGUUUCCGGCAAAGUCAGCGGUUCCAACAUCGGAAUGCUGGCUGAGAUUGCUAGUUGUCAGCUCGAGUACGCAUACUUGGCUCAUUUGACGGGGAAGAUCGAACACUAUGACAGGGCAGGUAAGAUUAUGGACGCCUUGGGAAAGGCUCAGAUUGACUCAAUUGGAAUGCUUCCAACGCGAUUCAAUUUAACUACCGGCCAACCCUCCGAUGAGUCUACGUCAGUCGGCGGUGCUGCGGAUAGUGCUCAUGAGUACCUCCUCAAGUAUCAUUUACUCACGGGUAAAACAGACAAAUCGAGUUUGGACCUAUACAUGCGAACUGUGAACCACAUCCUGACCAACCUCAUGUUCAUCUCCCCCAAUCGAGAGUUGCUGUACGUCACUAGCAUCCAGGGUACUUCCAAAUUUCCAUCUCAAACUUUCGAGCAUCUCUCUUGUUUCCUUCCCGGACUUCUCGCGCUAGGUCUACACUCGCUUCCCGAAUCCGCUUUCAUGACAUCACCAUAUUCAAGCCUAAUCAAGAACCAUAAGCUACUACAUAAUUACAACCUUAGGGAUCUGCAUGUUUGGGCCGCAGAAGGUCUUGGAGAGAGCUGCUGGCUAAUGUAUGCCGACCAGCCCACUGGUCUGGGUCCGGAUGAAGUCUAUAUGACAGCUAUGCCAGACACGCGAUCGCAUGCGAAGGACUUCCAUCAUGGUGGGCUUUGGAUUGAUUAUCUGGAGCGUUGGCGCAAGCGCGGAGGACGUAGAUUACCACCAGGACUCGGAGAAAAGCUGCCCAUUGUACCGAAGGAUGGGGAACCUGUACAAGGCUUGAAGCUGAAACGCGACUAUAUGAUACGUCGCCCAGACUAUCUCCUACGACCUGAGACAAUCGAGUCUAUGUACAUUCUUUGGAAAACCACAGGCAAUCCGAAAUGGCGUGAACGUGGAUGGAAAGUCUUUCAAGCAAUCGAAAGGGAAGCCAAAACGCCUUCAGGAUAUGCAUCUCUAAGAUCAGUAGAGCAUUCUCCAGCUCAUUUGAAAGAUGAAAUGCCGAGCUACUUCCUUGCGGAAACACUCAAGUACCUAUACCUCUUAUUUUUAGAUAAGGAUCCUGUGCGCUUAGAAGAUUGGGUCUUCAAUACAGAAGCACAUCCGUUCCCGAUAUUCUCGUGGUCGUCUAUGGAAAAGCUCAAGUUCCGUAUAGCAUCCCAUAAUGAUGUUUGACACGCCUUCGGACCGUCCUGAUGGACUGAAAAUGAUCAGCUUGGAUAGUUUCUUGCACCGUUCUAUGUACCAUCUACGAUACCCUACUUCACACUUAAUCCUGCUAGGCGGAAUCUCGUUACCCUAUAUUCAUUCAUUUAAUCUUG
Somion occarium is the source of this 2173-nucleotide messenger RNA. Lineage: Eukaryota; Fungi; Basidiomycota; Agaricomycetes; Polyporales; Cerrenaceae. The record is from the annotation of a GenBank genome assembly.